Moneuplotes crassus is the source of this 1612-nucleotide messenger RNA. The record is from the annotation of a GenBank genome assembly. Lineage: Eukaryota; Ciliophora; Spirotrichea; Euplotida; Euplotidae.
AAUAAACCCAAAUGAGUAAAGACAAAAACUGGAAAGACCUUGAUAGUGAUGCUAGUUUUGAAGAUUUAGACUGUGAAGAAGAUGAAGCUUCAUCAAAAACAAAAGUUAAUUUAAACAAGUCGAUGCUGGCAUCUAGUUGAUUGACAAGACCACCCAUAAAGAUGCCACAAGUCUCUCAGGUAAUAAAAUCAGAGAAGCCAAAAGAAGAUACCCAGGCAGAUGGCAACGAUUUUUAUGCUGAUGAAAGUGACGACAACCAAGAUGCUUCAAAUGAACCAAGAAAACCUGAAAACACACAUUAUAUGAAGGUAGAUGAUGCUAAAGAAAAUCCAGCUGUUAAGAGCUUUUCUGUCAGACCCUACAACUGAGUAAAAAGCACAAUUGGCCUACCAAGCUAUUAUACCUAUGAAAUCCACACUGAAUGGGAAGGAGAGGAAAACAAAGCUACCUUUGUGUAUCGCAGAUAUAGUGACUUCGAGUUUUUGCGUGAAAGGCUUCUUGAUAUUUUCCCCAAUAAUGCUGUAAUUAUCUUGCCAGCCAAAAGUAUGUGGGCUACUUACUCAGCAACAAGUUCUGAGCUUAUUAGAGAGAGAGUCAGAUGCUUCAAAUAUUUCCUCAGUUUGUUGGCUUCACACUCUUCUUUUUCAGAAUCUGAUGAAGUCAGACUCUUUCUCACCCAACAAAAGGAGUUUGAAGAACAUAGAGCCAAGCUCACCCAACUAAAAGAUGAGGAAAAGAAGAAGAAAAAUAACGCUGAAGGCACAGGCAGUGGGAUUCUAUCAAAUUUACCAGAUUCUUUCAAAUCAGCAGCAAAUUCUCUUGCUUCAACUGUAGCCAGUACUAGCAAAGAGCUCGUGAAGUCAAUAUAUGGUGCAAACUCUGAUGAAAUAGCAAGCUCAGAAAAACUUGAUUGCAUUGAAAAGGUCUUUCAAACCCUCAGAAAUACAGUAGAAGAGCUCAAAUAAAUACAUUGUAAAGUGACAGCAAAAUAAAGCCAAAGAGGCUGAGAACUGACAUGAAUAUAUUUCUAUAAUAUCCAAGCAGCUCAGUACAGAGCAGUUCAAAGAUAAUGAAGCCUUCAAACUCUAUCAAGUUAUUGAGGGGAAUAUCCAAGGAUUUGCUAGCACCAACAGCACAGACAUUGAAGAGAAAUACUUCUUCCAAGUUGAGUCCCACCUCGUCUGGAUCGACUCAGUGUUAGACUUAUUCAAGAGGAGGAAGGAGAAAAAGGAGCGUCUUAGAUUUAUAAAUGAAGAGAUGAAAGGAGGCAACUCACAAUCAGCUGCACAUGAUUACGAGAACGAAAAAUUUUCGAUUGAAAAUACUUUAGAAGACAGCGAAGGAAAAAUUAAUUUUGAAAUAGAUCUUCUCAAGAACGGAACAAAGGAGUUCUUCAAUGAAUUAAUAUGCACUGGCUUGAUGGGCCAACAAAAGCAGUAUAUUGAUGAUUGCUUGAUCAAAUUGGAAGAGUACCAAGAAGACGAUGAAGAUGAGGAUCAUUUUAAUGCGAACAGAUGAAUGCAUAAGACAAAGUCUACCUCGAGCAAUGCCUCUAAUGAUAAUAUGAUGAUGACCUUUGCCAAGCCAACUUCUAAAUAAUAUGCUUCAUGAA